UUUCUCUACUUCCGUCUGUUGUUGUCGCCAUAUUGUGGCAAGUGCUGUGUUGUUUGUUUUCAUUCCCGUUGGAAAUGUAAAACACAGCCAAAAGACGCGAAGCUUCUAAAGUUUCAACUCUUUAGGAUCUUCGUUUAUUUUUAGGGGUUUCAAGCGCUUUCUGAAACGUGGUGUAACGUCACUCUAGAGCUAUGGUGGAAGUUAAACCCAUUGACGUUUGUUGCAGCAGCGAAGAUCCGGCGUUUCCCGCUCUUAAUCUUGUCAGAGGUGCAUUGAAGCCGAGUGACGAGAGAAAGCAAUGGCUAUGCUCCUCUCCUGAUGAAAAGUUUGCCCAUGUUACAUUAACUUAUGAAAAGCCUUUUGUCAUUAGUAGUUUAGAAAUUAAAAACAAUGGUUCGGCAUAUGUCCAAGUGGAGGGAGGAUGUUCUGAGGAGCCAGGGAGAUUUAAGGUUCUUUGGAGAACACAAAACUUAAUGACACCAAGUGAAUCAAGGUUAGGCACUGAAACUGAUGGAAUUUAUAUAUUCCUUCCACAAGACCUUGCAACUGCUGAAAAAGACAAAGUCUGGGACAUAUUAAAAAUAACUUGUUCACAACCCUUUAACAAACUCCAAAAGUAUGGUCUUUCGCAUGUUGUUGCAAGAAGUGCCCUUCCCAUCAAAGAAGAAAUCCCCAGUUCUCCCGCUCAAUGUGCUGCAGAUUUACCUUUAGUUUCAGGUGUCAAGGGAGAGCCAGUUGAUGAUGAAGCAGUGAAUGCAGAUCAGGCCCACAGAAUAUCCAGACAUACUGACCCUCAAAUCCAAAUGAACAGUGAAGUAUCAUCGAGUGGUUGCACUGAGUCAUCGAAUCCUUUUACUUCUCCGGUGAUUUCUCCAGUAAUAUCUCCAGUGAAGCAAGAAGCUCCCUCUGGGGAUGGCAUCUAUUAUGCCACUACACCGACAAGACCAGAGCCAUCCUCAUCAGUUCAUGACCCUGUCCAUGACUCUGUGCAUGACUCAAUUCAUGAUUCCAUUCAUGAUUCUAUUCAUGAUCCCAUUCAUGUUUCUGUUCAUGAAAGUGAACCUGUUCGUGAUUCUGGCCAGCCAACAAUUCAGCCAGUGAUGCAAUCACCUUUAGUGAAACAGGAGUCUCUGCAUGUAAAUGCUGAUUCGCAUUCUGGUGAUGAUGUAGCACAGACAGUUAAUACUUCUCCUUUGAAAAGGAGAAUUUCGGAAUCUGAUUCAAACUCAGACUCAAAUUCUGAUGAUGUUCAGAUAAUUAAAAGACCAGCACCAAGUAAUAUAAUUUACAGACCAUUUAACAAGCUCUUGGAUGGAGUAAAAUUUAGUAUAAGUGGUUUUGAAAACCCUUAUAGGGCUGAAAUUCGAAGUCGAGCCAUGCAAAUGGGUGCAUCUUACAGCCCAUUUUGGACUGAGAUCUGUACACACCUCAUAUGUGCAUUUUUGUAUACUCCUAAAUAUCGACAGGCAUCUGGGAACCAUGGCUUGAUAGUUACUAGGGAUUGGGUUGAUCAGUGCUUUAUUCAAAGGAAAAGACUACCAUGGAAAAGGUUUGCACUCAAUCCAUCUGAUAGAAGCAACGAAGGAGGCCUAGAAAUUUGGGAAUCUGAACCUAAUGAUUCCGCUAGUUCUAGUUCUCAUAGCAACAUGGGAACUGGAAAUUCUCCCCCAAAUACAGAUAGACCAAUGGAAAGUUCUCCAGUUCGAGUUAUCUGUAGUAAUUUAGCGGGUCCAUCACAGUCUCAAAGUAGAGCUCCAAGUGCUUCUCUACACUCACCUUAUGUUCCUGGUGUUAAAAGAGAGAUGCUCGAUUGUGGAGAAUGUUCAUCAGACCAUCAGACCAUUUCUCAUGAAACAUCUAGUCCUGAAGGAACCCCAAGGCACCUCACUAUACAGAGUGGCUGUGGGCCAUCUCCAAGCCGCGUCAUUACAGUGAAAAGAGAAAUAAAUUCUGAUGAAACUCAGGAGGUCUGGCAGGAUGGUGGUCACCAUGUACCCUCUUGUGCUAUGAACAGUAGUAAUGGAACUGAAAUGGCUCAUCAUCGAAGAUCUCGUACAUCCACCUCAUCUCCAAGGCAUCAACUCUCUCACAGCUCAGUUUCUGCUGUCUCGGCUGCAAGUGUCGAUGGGAUGCAGGAUGGGAUGAGGUCCGCCCCACCGCCCAACGCUUCACAAAUGGAGCCAGGACCAGAUGGUUAUGCUGGAUAUUACCGACCGAUUAGUCAGCCUUGCGCUGUGCCUCACUCCUCCCCUUCAACCACCUACUUAGUCCCACCUGUGAUAAUGCUCCCUCAAUCAUUGCCUCAGUAUUUUGUCCCUGUCUCCCAACAGUUCCAAGCUCCACCACCAUCUAGAGAUACUUACAUGACACGGACAAUACCGUCACCACAAGUACAUGGGCAGCACAUCCGAGUUAUACAGCAUUCUAACAAAGCAGCUAGUGAGGAAGAGAGCUCAAAACAAAAUUAGACUAAAUGUUAUUCUUUUUGUUUUCCUUUAACUCUGUAAAUUUGUAUCUUUGUUCUGUAUUCAUAUGAAUCUUGUUUUUGUUACUAUGUUAUGAUUACAUUCAAAUUAAAUGUAAACUGGAAUAGUCCCUCCAAGCAUUCACCAAAGAUUUCUGGUGCUGAGAUUUAUAUAACUUCUAUCAUGUAAUUAUAGUUGUAAAUGCUAAAUUUUGUAGAGACCUCUUUGUGGUAGUAAAAUUUGUUUCACAAUUCUUGCAUGUCACAUGUAUUCAAAGCAAUUUUUCUGGAUAGGUACUUGCUGUAAUUAAAAUAUGUAUUUAGAGGUACAAACUAACAAUAGAAGAAGUAAUGCCAUGGAACAAGCUUGUGUUUUUACUUUUGAAUAAACUGACCUUUUAUCGA
Messenger RNA from Thrips palmi, 2869 nucleotides. Its product is annotated as DNA repair protein XRCC1-like. Gene Ontology annotation, biological process: single strand break repair; base-excision repair. Bases 192 to 2468 code for a protein of 758 amino acids. Gene Ontology annotation, molecular function: damaged DNA binding. The transcript has 8 exons. NCBI's taxonomy places the organism in Eukaryota, Metazoa, Arthropoda, Insecta, Thysanoptera, Thripidae. Gene Ontology annotation, cellular component: nucleus. The record is from RefSeq and is a predicted model, not a curated record.